UCCACUUUUUGAGGUUAUGUACCUCAAAAAUAUUUGACCACAGGAAAUUUGAAAAUGCCUGGAUUAAAUUAAGUCCUGGUGGCCCAAAUCUAAACGGCAUCAAAAUGUCGAUUCUGGAAUAUUCUGAAUCUCUUAAAAUUUGGGGAAGAUCUUCAUGGAAGAACGUCCACAACUGUAAACUGUGCCCAUAUUUUACAACUUCGCUCCUGGUUAUGGUGAACCACGUGAGACGACACCGUUUCCCCGUGGAAGAAUCCACUUGCACAAGCGAAAUUGAAGCGUUUUAUUGUAAAGACUGCGAUUUUAAAACGGAACUAACCGUCCUGUUCAAACGACACAUCAAUAAACAUCACUGCCGUAAAAAAGAGGAUUUAUCAAGUGAGGAUUUCCGCAUACAAAGCUACGUUUGCGUAAAAUGCAACUUCGAAACCAAUCUCUCAUUAAAGUUGCUUCAGCAUUAUUCAGCAUGCACAAAAAAGAAAAAAAAUCUUGAAAGUGUGAACUCACACUUGAAUAAAGAGGACAUUAAAUGGUACGAAUGCAGUGAGUGCCGCUACAAAACUAAGCGUAACGCAAAUUUAAAAAGACACAUAGUUGCAAAACAUCUAACUGAAGACAAAAUUGAGUGGUAUGAAUGCGAAAAUUGCCCAUUUAAAGCUAGACAGAAGAUUGAUUUAAAAAGGCAUCUAAUUUCUCGGCAUCUGAAUCAAAUGGAAGUUGAGUGGUUCAAUUGCGAGAAGUGUCCAUUCAGAACUAAUUUUAUUUCAGGGUUAGGGAGACAUAGGUGUGUUAAUGAUUCAGAAAAACGAGAAUGGUUUGAAUGUGCAAAGUGUUCAUAUAAGAGUCAAACAAGAAAAAAUGUAACAACGCAUCAAAUCGUCCAUUUGGAGGCUAGACCGUAUCAGUGCGAUUAUUGUCCAUACAAGGCGAAACGCGAAUUUCAUUUAAAACGUCACGUAAAUAGUCUCCAUUUGGAUGAAAGGGAAGCUAAAUGGUACAAAUGUGAAUACUGCGCUUACAAAAGGAAAACUAAAUCAAGUGUAUGGCAACACACAAACAGAAAACAUAAGUAGGAUUUAGUUUACUUUAUGCUUUGUGUAGUAGUGUUAAGCUGAAUUUAUUAAGUUGGUUUUUUUGUUUUGCUAGUAGUCUUUUAUUGUGAAUAAUAAUAAUAAUAAAUGGAUAAAUAAUG
Molecule: messenger RNA, 1192 nt
Organism: Zophobas morio
Lineage: Eukaryota; Metazoa; Arthropoda; Insecta; Coleoptera; Tenebrionidae
Product: zinc finger Y-chromosomal protein-like
Exons: 2
Coding region: 105-1073 (322 amino acids)
Biological process (GO): regulation of transcription by RNA polymerase II
Molecular function (GO): DNA-binding transcription factor activity, RNA polymerase II-specific; RNA polymerase II transcription regulatory region sequence-specific DNA binding
Source: RefSeq, a predicted model, not a curated record